Messenger RNA from Lactuca saligna, 522 nucleotides. The record is from the annotation of a GenBank genome assembly. Lineage: Eukaryota; Viridiplantae; Streptophyta; Magnoliopsida; Asterales; Asteraceae.
AUGGGUUUUCUGUUGUGUGUGUCCCUAGGUUUACUAUCGCUUGUGUCCAUUGGUUAUCUGGCUCUUGCUGUCAUUAGUACUCGAUGCAACCAUGUCAUUGGUUAUGUGGCUCUUCCUGCGGUUAGUAAUCGGUCCCUUGCGUCCAUUAGUUAUGUGGCUCAUGUUGCCAUUAAUGUUCGGUCUGUUGUGUCCAUUGGUUGUCUAGUUGCUACUGCCAUUGAUGCUUGCUCUGUUGUAUCCAUUGUUUGUCUGGCUGCUGCUACCAUUGAUGUUUGGUCUGUUGUGUCCAUUGGUUGUCUGGUUGCUGAUGCAAUUGUUGUUCGAUAUGUUGCAUCCAUUGGUUCUCUGGCUCAUGCUGCCAUUAGUUUUCGGUCUCUUGCGUCGGUUCCUCUUCUGUCGCUUUUGUCCUACCUCCUGACGCCUCGGUACAUUUUUACUUUUACUUUGGUUCUUUGGAACGAUUUCCUUACACGUCCUUGCAUUAUGAGUUGUGCUAUGACAUCUACUACACCUUAUUUUUGA